Messenger RNA from Sitodiplosis mosellana (orange wheat blossom midge), 4488 nucleotides. It is a transcript of the gene Bili, whose product is annotated as putative FERM domain-containing protein FRMD8P1. NCBI's taxonomy places the organism in Eukaryota, Metazoa, Arthropoda, Insecta, Diptera, Cecidomyiidae. The coding region runs from base 771 to 2702 and encodes 643 amino acids. The transcript has 9 exons. The record is from RefSeq and is a predicted model, not a curated record. Gene Ontology annotation, cellular component: plasma membrane; cytoskeleton. Gene Ontology annotation, biological process: negative regulation of canonical Wnt signaling pathway.
GUAUGUAGGCUGUUCAACAGCAGUUCAUGAUGGCUGCUGCCUGUUUUGACAACUCAAACCAUAUAUAGAAAGAUUAUUCAGAGAGUGAAAAAAAGAGAGCUCCGAAUUUUCUUUCGUUUCUAUAUUCAUCAUUUUCAGCCCAAUAUUUUUGUGCAAAUCACCGUAUCGCGCAUUGAACAAAUUAAUUGUUAGCCCAUUUUUUGAUACUUGUAUUCGAUUUCGAAACAAAUAAACACGACGAAAAAAGAGUGUUGUGCGAUCGACUAGGGGAAAAAAAGAAUUCCGUGAAUGUCUUUAUGUUAUUCAAUUUUGAAAGUGGGUAGUAAAUCAAUGUAUCGAAUAUGAAGUGAAAUUGCCUACAAAAUAUACACAAUUUAGUCAAUAAUAAUAAAUCACAUCCACUCGAAAGGGGUAAUGUUAUAAAUUAAACGCGACGAUAUUCCGAACUUCAACGAAAAUGCAAUCGUGCUAGCAACAAAUUUUCUUAAUUUCCUAAACUGUGAACGAAUUCAAAGUGUAAUCGUGUGGUGUGUGCGUUUGCAUCCACAGAUAGAGUGUCUUUAGCAUUUUGAAGUGUUUAACUCGGUUUCUGUUCUAUUUUGGCAUAAAAUAACAACAAUAUUUUUUUUAAAAAUAAAUAUGUCGACAUUUAAUGUGAUAAGCGUAUGGAUCUGCGACGAGUCGUUAGCAUGAAAUUUCGACGAAAAUUCCAUUAAAACCAUUAAUGGUAUCGACGUAAAACCAAAAAAUCACAUAGAAUUAGUUAUGAAAUGGAUUCGCUUGAGCCAAAAUGCUAUCAUGUUAGCAGUGCUAAUGCGGUUCAAACAGCCUCCGUUGGUACACAAUGUAUGGAUGGGGCAACGAUUGGCACGACCAAUGCCACCAACAAUAGCAAUACAAACGACGAAUUGACACUGACUAAGUCGAAAGCACAGUUGAACUCAGGAAAUAGCUACAUAAAUAUUGUGCCAAUGCAAAUGGGGGUUCAAUAUCAUCAUCAACAUCAGCGACGCAAAUACCCCCAGCAAAUUCAAUCAGACUAUCAAUCGUCUUCAAAGAUAUAUUUUAGUGGAAAUGGUCGGGAUGAUUACUAUACGUUGGCAUCGACGCCAAUUUCAUUGUCAGAGCCCGUUGGAAGUGCCGGAAUGAUUGCCAGUCACAAUAGUUCGGGCAUGUCAACGCCACUAUCGAUAGCCGUACAGCAGCAAACGCAAAUGCUUCAGCCGAAUCAACAAACAUCACCGAUGCCACCACCUCAGGCACAAUCGAAUGUACCAUCGGUAUUGUAUACAGUACAACGAGUCAUAACCACAUCACAAAUUCAAAGCACCGAAAUGCUGGAGUGCAGCAGCACAGCGGCCACGUAUCAAGCGCACUCACAUCAAAUGAUGUCACAAAUGACUGAAACGCAACAGAACACCAACUAUUAUGGCGCACCAUCAAACGCAGUACCAAACAAUACAGUUUCGAUAAAUAGGCCAAUGCAAAGCGUGAUUCCGACGUGUGUUUAUUUGAUGUCACGAGUGGCGGUACACAUGGAAAUCGAAGGCACUGCACAAUGUCCGGCUCAAGUGUAUUUAGCGGCAGCGUUAGGCUGUGAAGAGCUUGGUAUAUCAAAUAAAUUGCUAGCACAAAAUAUAUUCGCUUUGUGGAUGACGAGUGCAUUGCUUGAGAUCCAGCUGAAACCGCAGCAUCGACCAUUUGGCGUUCGUGUUUCGUGGCCAAAGCUUCUGAACAAAUUCAGCAACGCAAACGCUAUACAGAAACGAUACGAUGAACCAAUGGUCCAAUUGAGACGAAAUGUGUUCGUUUCAAAGCGGGAAGAAGAGAAAAUCAAAGAUCCAAGAAUCAUCGAACUACUGUACGAGGAAGCUAGGCACAAUGUGUUAAACGGUCAUUAUGUUCUCGAGGCGGCACACUCAAUUAUGCUUGGCGGCAUUCAAGCACGCAUCGAACUCGGCCCAUACAAUAUGCACACGCACACGAUUGGCUAUUUCCGAGAGAAUCAAUUUCGCUUCUUGCCACAGCACGUAGCGAAAAACACGAAUUGGUCAUGGAUGCCAAUUAGUCGAAAGACAUCGGCUGAAGUAAAACUACUCGAACAAUACAAACGAGUGCCAACCACAGCGACAACUAGAAAAUUAAUGCGAAAAUAUUUAGAGUUUUGUUGGGCAUUGCCAUUUUAUGGUUCUGCCUUUUUCCAUGCGCAAAUCGAGCAGCCCGUUCGCGGCCUUAUGGGUUUAUUCAAUCAACAAGACGCAUCGGUUAUAGUGGCCAUUAACGAACGUGGUGUUUUUAUUAUUGAUAACAUAAAUGGGAUUCUUCUUCUUGGAUUGAAAUACGAGGAACUGUCGUGGGACUUGGCCAAACCGAGUGCAACAGAUGACCCAGAUUGUUUGCCCUGUAUUUUCAUUCAGUUUGAUGCCGUUGAAAAUGGAAUGCACACAUCGAAAAUGAUGCAAGUAUUUUCAAAGCAAGCCCCAAUGAUGGAUGCCUUAAUAGCACACUUUGCCGAGCAAAUGCGACGCCGAAAAUUGGGUGAAAAUGGACAACCACCAGAAAAUGUAGCUGAAGAACCAAAUCCAAUUCAGAACAAUGGCUGUGGCGUUUUAAGUAACAAAUUAUCAAAACUUACGCUGGCUACAUUCGACGAAGAGGGUCGAUGCAUCGGUCAAACGGGCUCGUUAUCAAUAAGCUAUUGAUAGAGAUUGCGGUAAAUCAAAUGGUUUAAUUCAAGAAGAAGAAAAAAAACAUUAAGCACACAUUAUAAACGAUUAGAUGUUUUAGGUAAGCGAGUGAGUGAUUUGAAAAUUUAGUGUGAAACGGAAUCGAAUACGAAAAAAAUGGAAACAAUUUUUUGUUGUUAUUUUCAAAAAAUUAGUCGACAACAUCAAUCAAGUGACAACAAGUAUCUAGUGAGAUUUCAUUUUAAAUGACCACCACUUUUUAAAUUUGACGAUAUUUUAAAGAAAUAAAAUCGAAUCAUUUAAUAACCUGCGUUGCACUGAACGAAAAUUCGAGUGGCUGGAAUAUGGAAUUUCAUCGGGUCUCGGUCAGAAAAGUGAAGAACGACAAAUAGAAAAUGUGUGAGAUAUUCAAGUGAUUGUGUUCGACGUGAAGUUAAAUCUAGUAAAUCUAUUAAAUACGAUUCGACUAUGUCGAGGCAGCGAAAUUGAGACAAAAUAUACUUGGCAUAAAUGUAACAGCCGAAGUCAAAAGUGAAAAUUGCUUGUCAAGUGUAUUAAGGGAGAUAGACUUACGAGCACUGGAAUGUAAUUCCAAGAAAUUUGAUUACUAUCAUCGGCGAUUUGACGAAAUUGGGACACACAUGGCAACGGGGGUUUUCCUUAUCAACUUCUCGAUAAGCAAUUCUUCCGAGUGAUUAACACAGUGGUUGUAACUUUGAGUCAAAGUUUUGUCUUACUUUUGCUGGUUCGGUCCAGUCACUUCGAAUAUAUGAACAAAUUGGAUAUGGGUAAAAUUGUUCUGGUUUUGGAUUCAUAUGAAAGGGAAUGUGUAAAUGAACGAACGAAGGGGAAUAUGACAGACAAACACACACACACACAGAACAUAGUCUAAAAUAAUCUCAAUCAUAUUCGUAUUAAAGGGAAGUUCUAAUCUAAUGUAAAAUGUAUCAUAAUAAUGAUUAAAGUGACAACUAACAUCGUAAUCGUUUUCCAUUGACCUGCUCCCCUCACUCGAAACUCACACACUCACAUAUAUAUAUCCAAUUAAUUUCAUGAAUCACCAAUCGACCCCGCUGCCCGUUCCCCAAAAACCAAAUGUUUUCCUCAGUUUUAUAUAUUCAAAUUAAAGUUGUUAGCCAAAAGAAAGUUGUUCAAAAAACCCUUUAAAUUUACGGAUUAUCUUAAUUUCACGUUGAAGAUAAAAAAUCAAUUUUCAAACACAAAAACACAACAUCCCUAUACAUAUGUAAGAAGUCUCAUAGCAAAUGAAAAUCAGUAUAAAAUUCGAUUCUUUCAUUGAUUGCGACAUAUUCAACUAAAUCCAAUUCAACAAUUUUUACCUAUAUUUUAAGUCGUUGUUUUAUGUAAAAAAUACAGAAAACAAUAAUGAUGAUAUGAUCCUCCCCCUGAAACAUUAUAGACAUUGGCAUUUAUUUCCGAUAAAGUUCGUAGUUUAGUUAUGUUCAAAAUGGGAAAAGAACGUUGCUUUUAAAGCACAUUAUUAUCUCUAUUUUAAAAUGAAAUUUUGACAAAAAAAAACACACACACACAAGAAUUUAAGAAGACAAGAACAAAUUAAAAUGUGGUUAAGAAUGAAACAUCUCAAUGAUGUAGUAGAACGAACGAUAUAAAAUUAGACACUAACAAAGAAAAUCUUAGCCCAUAAGAACUGUGAAAAUAAAAGAAUAAAAAACAAAAACAAACAAAAAUACAACAUGACAUAGACGAAAAAUAUUUUUUCCAAAAAAUAAGACAAGUUCAAAUGAAAUUAUGUAAAUAAACACAUGAGUAAAAAUUGCAA